This is a messenger RNA of Thyridium curvatum, 1485 nucleotides long. RefSeq lists its product as uncharacterized. NCBI's taxonomy places the organism in Eukaryota, Fungi, Ascomycota, Sordariomycetes, Thyridiales, Thyridiaceae. Gene Ontology annotation, biological process: transmembrane transport. Bases 1 to 1485 code for a protein of 494 amino acids. Gene Ontology annotation, cellular component: fungal-type vacuole membrane. Gene Ontology annotation, molecular function: transmembrane transporter activity. The transcript is spliced from 2 exons. The record is from RefSeq and is a predicted model, not a curated record.
AUGGUCGACCCAUCACCGCAAGUGAGCAACAAGAGCUCAUCACUGACCCUCAACGAAAAGGCCGGCGAGGCCGCCCCCAAGGCCAGCGACAUGUCCGAGAAGCACGGCGCCAGCUCCCCGCCCACGCGGCGGCCCUCGAUCGAGCGCAUCCCCUCGCAGCAGUCCGAGACCGACGCCAACGUCUUCCCGGACCCGGAGAACGUCAUCGAGGCCGACCUCGAGCGCGGCGGCGUCAAGCCCCAGGAGCAAGGCGCCCCUCCGGGCUUCAACCCGGCCGACUUCCCCGACGGCGGGCGCGAGGCCUGGCUCGUCGUCUUUGGCUGCUUCUGCGGCCUCUUCUGCUCCUUCGGCCUCGUCAACUGCAUCGGCGUCUUCCAGGAGUACUACCUGCGCGGGCCCCUGGCCGGCUACAGCCAGAGCACCGUCUCGUGGAUCACCUCGCUGCAGACCUGGGCCAUGGUCUUCUUCGGCCUCGUCUUCGGCCGCGUGUUCGACAUGUACGGCCCGCGCUGGCUGCUCAUCGCCGGCACCGCCACCUACGUCUUCGGCCUCAUGAUGACCAGCCUGUGCCGCGAGUACUACCAGUUCGUGCUGGCGCAGGGCAUCGUCGCCGCCAUCGGCUGCUCCGCCGUCUUCAACGCCUGCAUGAACUCGAUCGUCUCGUGGUUCUUCCGGAAGCGCGCCGCCGCCUUCGGCAUCAUGGCCUCGGGCUCCUCGCUCGGCGGCGUCAUCCUGCCCAUCCUCAUGACCCACACCAUCCCGCGUGUCGGCUUCCCCUGGACCAUGCGCAUCGUCGCCUUCAUCUUCCUGGCCCUGCUGUCCGUCACCUGCCUGACCGUCAAGAGCCGCCUGCCGCCCCGCCGCCGGCCCCUCGUCGUCUCCGAGUACCUCCAGGCCUUCACCGAGCCGGCCUACGUCAUGACCAUCGCCGGCUGCUUCUUCUUCUUCUGGGGCAUGUUCCUGCCCUUCACCUACAUCAUCCUGCAGGCCCAGAAGCAGGGCAUGGACGCCAACCUGACCACCUACCUCUUGCCCAUCAUCAACGCCGUGAGCAUCUUCGGCCGUAUCCUCCCCGGCAUCGCCGCCGACAAGCUCGGCCGCUACAACACCAUGAUCGCCAUCACCCUCCUCUCCUCCAUCGUCACCCUCGCCCUCUGGAUCCCGGGCAAGUCCAACGUCGCCAUCAUCAUCUACGCCAUCAUCUUCGGCUUCUCCUCCGGCGGCUUCAUCAGCCUCGGCCCGGCCCUCAUCGCCCAGAUCUCCGACAUCCGCAUGAUCGGCAUCCGGACCGGCACCGCCUUCGCCGUCCAGAGCUUCGGCGCCCUCACCGGCAGCCCGCUCGGGGGCGCCAUCGUCGCCGCCCAGGGCACCGGCAGCUACCUCGGCCUGCAGCUCUUCUGCGGCUUCACCAUGCUGACCAGCGUCGUCAUCUUCUCGUCGGCGAGGAUGUACCUGGCCGGCCCGAACCCGCUGAAGAAGGUGUGA